UGUGUGGAAACCUUAACUCGAACUCAUUUAAUCCUUGAAUACGCGGGCGGAGGAGAACUGUAUGCCUACGUCCAUGAAAGAGGGAAGUUGACCGAUGCAGAAGCUAAACCGUUGUUUGCACAAGUGGUAGCCGCCGUUUCACACAUGUUUUCAAUGUCUCGAGAAUAUCCGUUGCAGCAUAAGAAAAAUAUUGUACAUCGCGAUAUUAAAGCCGAAAACAUCAUGUUUUCUGCUCCUGGAGUUGUAAAAUUGGUUGACUUUGGGUUCUCCUGUAUGGUUCCAUCUGCACAAGAGCAGCUAACAACCUUCUGUGGCAGUCCUCCGUAUGCUGCUCCUGAACUAUUUAGGGAUCAAAGCUAUAUUGGAUCUAUGGUUGACAUUUGGGCGCUGGGUGUCCUGCUUCAUUUCAUGCUUGUCGGUAUUACCCCAUUCCGAGGAGAAUCUGUGCCCGAACUAAAAUCAGCUAUUUUGCAAGGAACUUUUUCGCUGCCUAUGUAUUUAGAGCAUUCAUCACGAAUGCUCAUUGAAAGUAUGCUUUCGAUGGAACCUUACAAAAGACCUAAAAUUGAUGAUAUCAAGGAUGGAUACUCAUUCAAAAUGGCGAAUCAAGAGGAACCACACGUAUAG
Strongylus vulgaris is the source of this 627-nucleotide messenger RNA. Lineage: Eukaryota; Metazoa; Nematoda; Chromadorea; Rhabditida; Strongylidae. The record is from the annotation of a GenBank genome assembly.